Molecule: messenger RNA, 5672 nt
Organism: Chelonia mydas (Green sea turtle)
Lineage: Eukaryota; Metazoa; Chordata; Testudines; Cheloniidae
Product: disintegrin and metalloproteinase domain-containing protein 18
Exons: 14
Coding region: 977-2410 (477 amino acids)
Biological process (GO): binding of sperm to zona pellucida; cell adhesion
Cellular component (GO): plasma membrane
Source: RefSeq, a predicted model, not a curated record
AAACGCCCCCCCCCGGUGUCAUUCGAUAUGGGUGGGUGCUGCGAGAGCUCUCCUGAUCUCACUGGCUUCCUGGAGACAGACAUCUCCAUGCCGCUUCACCCCCAGAAACAUCAACUCUGUCCCCGUGUCACUGCUCCCUCAAGAGCCACCCUCCGCACUGAGAAGCCCUCUGCUCUCCCUCCUACAGCUCCCCUAUCCCAUACCCUCCAGCUAAGAGAAGAAGGCAGGGGCUUGGUGGAGAGCCAGGCCUCUGAGGUAAAUUACUGGUACUCAGGGAGUCCUGUGGGUCCCAGGCCCUGGCAGAUUUUGUUCUCUCACCCAGGGUUCAUCAUUAUGUGUUCCAGAAAGAUAUUUUGUGUUGCAUAUCUCCAAGCAGUGUAGAGCAACAGGCCUUAAGGGAGGUGACACUGUAGAACUGGGGACAGUGAGACAGGGCAUGAUGAGCCGAGGGCCUGCAGAAAAGGGGAGAGCUAGAAAUCAGGGCAUUGAUAAAACAAUUUCACAUUGGACACAAAUUCAAGGAAGGGAGCAAGGCAUUUAGCUAGGUGAAGGGAAAAGUUUUAAACCUGCAUUUGAAGAAGAAACUUGACUGGCUCAGAGGGAGAAAGUGCCUGGUAAACAGGCAGCAAAAACAAAAGAGCGUAAAAGCGCUUCCUCCAGUCCGCUGAAUGAAGCAGAAAGAGAGGAAGCCAAGAUUAGGGGAGUAGUGUGCGUUUAUAUGGGGAAUAAGGUGGGUGUGGACACAGAGCAGAUUGAAGAGAGAGUCAGUCAAGCAUGCCAGACGCCAAGAUGGCAGUUUUAUAAUGCAUUCAGAAAUGGAGAGGAAGCCAUGGUUGGUGAUUGAAACGGGAGGAUAGAUAGGAAGGAGCAGUUUAGGCAGAUAGUGAAGGGUGAUGUAUGACAGGGGGAAUAUUAAUAAAUAUAGUUAGUGAAGAUUUUUUCUUCUCUAGGUUCUCAACGAACAUUUAUACAAAUCAUGGUUCCAUGGUCAAUGACAUCAAAUCAAAAUGGAAAUCGGAAUCAGGUGUCCUAUGUCAUUACAAUAGAAGAGAGGUCAUAUACCCUUCUCCUGAAGCAACAAGUUUUUUUACCCAAUAAUUUCAGGGUGUAUACUUACAGCCAAGAGGGGUCUGUUCAUUCUGAUUUCCCACAUAUUAAGCGUGAUUGUUUCUACAAAGGAUAUAUUGCAGGUUUUCCAAAUUCAGUUGUGACACUCAGCACCUGUUCUGGACUUAGAGGGAUACUGCAGUUAAAGAAUGUCAGCUAUGGAAUUGAACCUUUGGACUCUACACCUGGAUUUCAGCAUCUCGUUUAUCAAAUAUGGAAUGAAAACAUCGAGAGUCUGCUUUUUGUAGAAAAUGAUUCUGUUAUAUGGAGUGAAGGGAUGACACGGAAGCUGGAUACAGGAAUAAAAUCAAAACAGAGUUUCAUCAGAUACUCCAGAUAUCUGGAAAUGCAUGUGAUUUUGGACAAGGCUCUGGAAUGUGUAUGGGAUCCGUGUUGCCAACGCACCUGUAAAUUUAGACGAGACAUCAAAUGUAUCACUGGAGAUUGUUGUUGGAAAUGUAGGUUUGUGCGAAAUGGUACAUUAUGUCGAAGCACUAGUGAAGAUGAGUGUGAUCUAAUAGAGUAUUGCAAUGGUUCCUCUGCACACUGUACACCUGAUUUCUGGGUCAUGGAUGGACACCCAUGCAACCGUAACACAGCCUAUUGUUUCAAAGGAGUUUGCCAAACUGCUGAUAAACAGUGUAAAAAACUCUUUGGUAAAGCUUCAAAAAGUGGCUCUCUCGCAUGUUAUGAAGAAAUUAAUGGUCAAAAGGAUAGGAUGGGACACUGCGGCUCCAAUCGGGACGGUUACCAGGCUUGCGAAUGGAAAGAUCUCCAGUGUGGGAAGUUAGUUUGUCAAUAUCCAAGUCAUAGACCAUUCAUUAAGGAAAAGGCUGCUGUCAUUUAUGCUAGGGUGCAGAAUUCCUUAUGCAUAACUUUAGAUUAUAUGAAGGGGCCUCGAGUGAAGGAUCCAAUGUUGGUGAAGGAUGGUACUCUCUGUGGUAAGCAAAAGAUUUGUAUGAACCAGAAAUGUGGAGAUGCUGCUGUCCUGAAAUAUAAUUGUGAUGUAAAGAAAAAAUGUAAUGACCAUGGAGUGUGCAACAACAGAGGAAAUUGUCACUGUAGGUCUGGCUGGCUGCCACCAGAUUGCAAAAUUUCAUCAAAAGGAUAUGGAGGGAGUAUUGACAGUAUUUUCAAAAGUGAUGCAAUCACUGACAGACUUCACCGGAACACUUUGAAGAACUGGCUUCUGCUAAGUUUCUGUCUCUUUCUGCCUGUCCUUGUUUGUUCUGUCGUCAUGAUUAUAAAACGAAAUGAAUUGAAUAGAUGCUGCACUAAGGAAGAAUCACAAGUUGAUGAAUAACAGGCUAUACAGCCUGAAAGACUCUGACACUCUCAAGUCCUUGGACCUGCAUACCCCCUCCACGCAGCAGAGACACUUCCGCCCACAACCUCCUCAGAGAUUCCAGCAGCAGAACCGACAGGACGGUUCUCGGAGGAGGAACAGGAGUGGCAGGAGGAGGCAACACCCAUCCUCGAGCCAGGGCUCUGGCCAGCCCAAACCGCCCUCUGGCCCUAAACCAGCCUUUUGAAGGUGCGGUCGAGGACGGUGCACCAGAUCAUGAACUGGAUCUAACCUGCCUUACCUUUUCCUCCCGACUAUCCCCUUUCUACCAUGCAUAGUCCCGUAUCAUCUUGGACCGCUGGGUGCUUUGCACAGUAGAGCGGGGAUACUCCAUCAAAUUCUGUGCCCUCCUGCAGUUCCAGCCCCCUUCCCCGUCCCUCUUCAGGGACCUUCUCACAAGCAACCUCUCAUACAGGCGGUGCAGUUGCUCCUGUCAGUAGGGGCAGUGGAGGAGGUUCCUCUGGAGCACAGGGGUGAGAGUUUCUAUUCCGGUAUUUCCUAAUACUGAAAGCCAAAGGCGACCUCAGGCCUAUCCUGGACCUGCAAGAGCUCAACAAGUUUGUGAAGAAACUCAAGUUCCGCAUGGUCUCCUUGGCCUCCAUCGACUUGAAGGACGCAUAUUUUCACAUUGCAAUCUCUCAACCACAGGAAGUUCCUCAGGUUUGUGGUCAAUGGUUUCCCACUACCAAUUUACUGUCCUCCCGUUCGGCCUGUCAGCAGCACCUCAAGUAUUCACCAAGUGCAAAGCAGUCGUCGCCGCGUUCUUGCGGAGGCAUCAGGUACAGGUGUUUCCUCCAGGAUCCAAGUGGAAACUCAGGUCGUAUUUAUCAGAGCUACCUUUGAGAACCUGGGUCUGCUCCUAAACGAAGCAAAAUCGACUGUCUCCCCAUCCAGAGGAUAGAGUUCAUAGGGGCAGUACUGGACUUGACCCAAGCCAGGGCAUUCCUCCCACAGGUGAGGUUUCAAGCCCUCAACAACAUGAUCCGGGGAGUCAUGCAGUUUCCCACCAGUACGAGAAACUGCCUGAAGCUUCUCUGGCACAUGGCAGCCUGUACAUACGGGGUAUGACAUGCCAGACUCAGGCUUCGGCCGCUCCAGUCGUGGCUAGCAUCAAUUUAUCACCCAGCCCGGGACAACUUGGACAGGAUCGUGACCCUGCCUCGCCCUAUCCUCGAUUCGCUCUGGUGUAUCGAUGGCCAGCAGGUGUGCUCAGGGGUUCCCUUUGCUGCCCCACAGCCAUCCCUGUUGUUGGUGACGGACACAUUGGACUUGGGCUGGGGAGCUCAUUUCGGGGACUGCAGAAAUCAAGGCCUCUGGUUGCAAGCAGAUCUGCGUUUCCACAUCAGUGUCAAAGAGCUCAGAGUGGUGUGCCUGGCAUGUCAAACAUUCCGCCCUUACCUAAUCGGACAAUGUAUAUCAGUCAUGACGGACAAUACGACUGCAAUGUUCUAUAUCAACAAACAGGGGUGCACGCUCCUCUCCCAUGUGCCAGGAAGCCCUUAUGCUCUGGGACUUCCGUGUAGAACAUUCAAUCCACCUACAGGCGUUGUACCUCCCCGGGAUUCAGAAUGAGCUAGCAGACCACCUCAGCAGGUCGUUCCACAGCCACGAGUGGUCCCUUCGCCCAGACGUUGCAAAUUCAAUCUUCCAGAGGUGGGGCUUUCCCCUGAUGGAUUCGCCAUGCGACGCAACAGGAAGUGCCAGCAGUUCUGCUCCUUCCAGAAUCACAGCACGGGUUCCACCACGGAUGCGUUCCUCUUCCAUUGGGGAGGGGCUCUCCUAUACGCCUUCCCACCGAUACCGCUCGUUCACAAGGUCCUGCUCAAAAUCCGCAGAGAUCGUGCUCAGGUCAUACUGAUAGCACCAGCCUGGCCCCGUCAGCACUGGUACACUUCCCUCCUAAACAUGUCGGUAGAAGCCCCGAUUACCUUGCCGCUCUCCCUGGACCUUCUCACACAAGAUCACAGAUGUUUCCAACACCCAAACCUACAGUCGCUCCAUCUUACAGCAUGGAAGCUCCAUGGUUGAAUCUGUCAGAACUUUCCUGUUCAGACCAGGUCAGACAGGUCCUCCUUGGCAGUAAGAAACCCUCGACGAGGGCCACGUACCUUGCGAAGUGGAAGAGAUUUUCAGAUUGGAAAAGCGCAGCGCGACUUGCCCUCGACGCUAGCCUUGGUGCCGCACAUUCUAGACUACCUUCUACAUCUGAAGCAGGAAGGUCUCUUGUUGCCUUCUAUAAGAGUGCACUUGGCUGCCAUCUCGGCCUUCCACCCGGGCAUACAGGGCCACUUGGUUUUCGAAAACCCUAUGAUUGGCCGAUUGCUAAAGGGGCUCAACAGGUUGUACCCUCAUGUCUGUCAACCAGUCCCUGCCUGGGACCUCAACUUGGUCCUCUCUAAGCUCAUGGGGCGGGGGGGGGGGGGCCCUUUGAGCUUUAGCAACAUGCUCUCUGCUCUCUCCUACAAGGUUGCGUACCUGGUGGCAAUAACUUCAGCCAGGAGGGUGUCUGAGCUCAGGGCCCUGACUUCAGACCCGCCCUACAACAUGUUCUGUAGGCUUGCACAGGCUUCAUUGAUGGCAUUCCUGGCUAAAGUUCCCACCCAGGAAAUCUGCGGAGCGACGACGUAGUCUUCUGUACACACUUUUGCUGCGCAUUGUGCAAUCACCCGGCAGGCCAGAGAUGAUGCGGCCUUCAGAAGAGCAGCACUCCAACCAGUGGACAGCUCCAACCCCACCUCCUAAAUUUGGCUUGGGAGUCACCUGAUUUGGAAUGGACAUGAACAAGCACUCAAAGAAGAAAAAACGGUAACUCACUUCUCGUAACUGUUCUUCGAGAUGUGGUGUUCAUGUCCAUUCCAAUACCCACGCUCCUACCCCCGUCGGAAUAGCCAGCAAGAAGGAACGGAAGGGGUGGCGGGUCGGCAAGGCUCUAUAUUGGGCACCAUGAUGGCACGACUCCAGGAGGCGCCCAGGCCGACCUCCGAUGGAUGCUGCUAGGGGAAAAAUCUUUUGGCCAACGUGCACGUGCUCACGCACGCACCUGAUUGGAAUGGACAUGAACAACACAUCUCAAAGAACAACAGUUGCGAGAAGUGAGUAACUGUUUUUUAUUCCUCCAUAAGAUCUACCAAACCAUCAAUGAAAGUAAACUUCUGUCUCACCACACUAGCUAACAAGAAAUCAGGAAAGCAGUUUCCUUAGGCAUUCCAGUCCUUGCAUC